This is a messenger RNA of Drosophila grimshawi, 1227 nucleotides long. RefSeq names its product lysosomal aspartic protease. The transcript has a single exon. Gene Ontology annotation, molecular function: aspartic-type endopeptidase activity. Gene Ontology annotation, biological process: proteolysis; cell death. The record is from RefSeq and is a predicted model, not a curated record. The coding region runs from base 37 to 1161 and encodes 374 amino acids. Lineage: Eukaryota; Metazoa; Arthropoda; Insecta; Diptera; Drosophilidae. Gene Ontology annotation, cellular component: lysosome.
AGUCGAAUUCUAGUCGACUAUUGAUCCAUUGUAACAAUGCUGAAAGCAAUCACAGUACUCGCUGUCGUCUUGGCCCUGGCCAGCGCCGAGCUCCAUCGCGUUCCCAUCCUGAAGCACGAGAACUUCGUGAAGACCCGCGGAAACGUCAAGGCUGAGCUCUCGCAUCUGCGCGCCAAAUAUGGUCUGCCCACUGGCAUCCGCGCUGUCACCGACGAGGAGCUGUCCAACUCGAUGAACAUGGCUUACUACGGUGCCAUCACCAUUGGCACACCUCCUCAGAGCUUCGAGGUGCUGUUCGAUUCGGGAUCCUCCAAUCUGUGGGUGCCUUCGAACACUUGCACCAGCACUGCCUGCGAAGUGCACAAUCAGUAUGACUCGAGUGCCUCAUCCACCUAUCAAUCCAAUGGCGAGAGCUUCUCCAUUCAGUAUGGCACCGGCAGUCUGUCCGGUUUCCUGUCCACCGAUACCGUUGAUAUCAAUGGACUGUCUGUUACUAGCCAAACCUUUGCCGAGGCCACCGAUGAGCCGGGCACCAACUUCAACAAUGCCAACUUUGAUGGUAUUUUGGGCAUGGGUUAUCAGACAAUUUCUCAGGAUGAUGUUGUGCCAGUGUUCUACAACAUGGUCUCGCAGGGUCUGGUUGAUCAGUCCGUCUUCUCAUUCUAUCUUGCACGCGCUGGUACCUCCACCACCGAUGGUGGUGAGCUGAUCUUUGGCGGAUCCGACUCAUCACUGUACAGCGGCGACUUAACCUAUGUGCCCGUCUCCCAGGAGGGCUACUGGCAGUUUACCAUGGAUAGUGCCACUGCUGACGGUAACUCGUUGUGCGAUGAUUGCCAGGCUAUUGCCGAUACUGGCACCUCUCUGAUUGUGGCACCAGCCAAUGCCUACGAGCUCCUCAAUGAGAUCCUUAACGUCGAUGAUGAGGGUCUGGUCGACUGCUCCACGAUUAGCUCCCUGCCCGUGAUCACCUUCAACAUUGGUGGCACCAACUUCGAUCUGAGCCCCUCGGCCUACAUCAUUCAGUCGGAUGGAGAGUGUCAGUCGAGCUUCCAGUAUAUGGGCACCGAUUUCUGGAUCUUGGGCGAUGUCUUCAUUGGCCAAUACUACACCGAGUUCGAUUUGGGCAACAAUCGCGUUGGUUUCGCUCCAGUCGCCUAAGCAGCACCUUAACAUUUGUGUGAAAGCAAAUAAAGUAAUGAUUUCAUACAGCAAGAUAUUGAUAAA